Messenger RNA from Amphiprion ocellaris (clown anemonefish), 5075 nucleotides. RefSeq names its product tripartite motif containing 8b (gene trim8b). The coding region runs from base 1845 to 3632 and encodes 595 amino acids. The record is from RefSeq and is a predicted model, not a curated record. Lineage: Eukaryota; Metazoa; Chordata; Actinopteri; Pomacentridae. The transcript is spliced from 5 exons.
UACGGUGCUUUGGUCCAGCUCGCCUGCAUUCCUCCUCUCUAAAGCCUGGCCGAUAGACAGAGAAAGAAAGGGGGAGAAAACAAAUUAUUAUUCACAACGGUGUUGGAUUUUUAUGAACCACGGAGCCGACUCGCACCGGACUCACCGGCCCACGACGCUUCGCCGGGUCCGGACCGCUGCUUUCGGACGUACAGCAGCGAAAAAAGGCGUGUUUUCGUCCAUAAAUGACGGACUUUGCGUUGCUGCGUGUGUAGGUCAGCACCAGAAAAGCAGCUUUGGUGAAACAGCCUUCAGCCUUUCCACGGCGAAUAUCUCCUCUUUUUUUCUUUCUGUCUUUUUUUUAAUGAGGAUUUGCAAGAUGGCUGAUGACAGCUAACAAGGACAGAAACUCGACGUCCCCUUUAAGACCAGCGGGUAUAUUUCUGUAUUAUUUUUUCUGUUUUCAGAUCCGUUAAUAAAUACAUAAAUAUGUCUGCUUUUAGACGGAAUGACCACAGCUCGUAUUAGCGCCGCUGUAGAGGUUUUAUCCGGUAGAAAAUGGUGAGGUGACGUCUGGGCUAAUUUACCGAUUUAAAGCGAGAUAAGGAAGUAGAUAAAUAUGUUGUUGGCUAAAGGCUGAGGCGGAGACCCGUUGAAAAGAAGCUGAGAAACCGUGAUGUUUGUGCGGGCAGAUAUCUGAUAGAUGUCGGAGGGAAAAAGCUCCAACAUUCCUGCGGAUCCCAGAAGCCUUUGUUUUGUGCGCAGGAGCCGGACUCGACUAUUAAAAACCAUUAACUAUGCAGUAAACAGCCUGGAAAUGAUGGCCCGGGUAUGAUCUGCUGUUUAAUGAGAUUAUAAGGCCUUUGUUGUCGAUGUAAAAGUGGUGGAAAAAAUAAAAGCCGAGGCCUUGUGUACAGAUAUGCGAGCUUGUGCCACAUAGCAGCCAGGCGGUUAUUCUUGAAAAAACAGAUUUAGUGUGAAAGUGAAGGGCUCCGGAUACCUGUGCUGUUCAUCUGACCUGUAAAACUGCAUUUGUACGUGUCCAGCCGGGUGUAUGUAGAAUUAAAUCGCCUGUGGAUCCUCCUCGGAUACUUAUUUAUGAUUCAGACAAAAGCGCCGCGCUGCGUUGUGGUUAUUGAGGGGCGUCCUUGAGGUCCUGCUAAAACAGAUUCAGGUUUUAUAGGGAAAAAAGGAAGCUCUCUUCUGUGUGUGUGUGAAUAGUAAUCAGGGUGUGGACUCCAGCAGUCCUUUCUCAUGCUUUUCAUGCUUGGUUUGUUGGUCUGAAUUGGUCAAUCAUAAUUCAUGUGAAGGUAAAGGGCCUGAGCAGCAGCAGGAGGAGGAUCCAGUGUCUCUUUUUUUCAUGUGCUACACACAGAUAGAUUCGCCUCCUGAUCCUUGUGUAGAUAUUUAAUUCUCCGUGCCUUGUUUGCGUUUCAUGGUUGACCUGUAGCGGACGGCUUUUUGCUUCCUGCAGGCCUAUAAACACACAUACAGGAGGCCGGCACAGUCUGAGUGUGAUUUAGGGGAAUAGGAAAGCACCGUUUACUGUAAUCUGCAUAGCGUCAGCCUCUGUUGCAUGUGUUGAAAUCACCAAGGUGUUGUCAUCCUCGCCUGAAGCCUUCCUCUUCAGGUCAAUUUUUUUUCUUUUCUGGAAUUUGCCUUCAUGCUGCAGUAAUAAGCAAUACUCAUCAUCUGUCAGGGAAGACUCAUCUGGUCACAAGGGGUCUGGCAGGCUGAUCUUUCAGGACGGCACCGGGGCUGUUUUUAUCGGUUUCUCAAGACUCGCUUUGAUAGCAUCAGGUUUCCUGUGAGCGAGCAGCGCAGAGGCCUCGAGGUCUGGGAAGAAGCAGGGUAACAGUUAGUUUAUGCCUGCCUGCACCACCAUGAUGGCCUCUGACAUGGCUGAGACGUGGAGGAACUGUUUCGAGGAGGAGCUCAUCUGCCCCAUCUGCCUGCACGUUUUCUCAGAUCCCAUCCAGCUGCCCUGCAAGCACAACUUCUGCCGGGGCUGCAUCAGCGAGGCCUGGGCCAAAGACUCCUCGCUGGCCCGCUGCCCCGAGUGCAAUCACGCUUACACGCAGAAACCAAGCCUGGAGAAGAACCACAAACUGUCCAACAUAGUCGAGAAGUACAAUGCCCUGAGCGUGGAGAAGGCCACCACGCCGGCACUGCAGUGCAUCCUGUGCCGCCGAGGCCCGCCGCUCCCCGCCGUCAAGGUGUGCCUGCGCUGCAAUGCCCCGUGCUGCCAGUCCCACGUCCAGACGCACCUGCAGCAGCCCUGCUCGGCCCUCGGGCACGUGUUGGUGGAGGCGGAGGCGGUGAAGGCCUGGACCUGCCCACAGCACGACGAGUACAGGCUGUAUCACUGCGAGGCCGAGCAGACAGCGGUCUGCCAGUACUGCUGCUUCGCCCGCUGCCACCCCAGCCACGGCCACGCCGUCACCGAUGUGGAGCUGCGACGCAACGACAUCAGACAAAACCUGCUGAGGCAGCAGGAGCGUGUGGAUGAACGAGUGCAGGAGAUCGAAGAGCAGCUCUGCAAACUGGACUCUGACAAGUGUGUGGUGGAGGACAGGGUGUGCGAGCUGAAGGAGGAGGUGCGCCUGCAGUACCAGCGGAUGCACCAGCUCCUGGAGGAGGAUCUCGGUCGGACACUGGAGGCUCUGGAUCGGGCUCAGGCUCGGUUCUGCCAGGAGAACGCUGCCCAGGUUCUGGUGCUGGGAGAGCAGCGCCAUGAGGCCCAGAAGCUGCUGAGCUCCAUCCACACGGCCUUCAGCAAGGCAGAGGAGCUGAGCUUCAUGAAAAACACCAAGCCUGUGAAAAUCCUCACAGACAGGUCUCAGGCAUGUGUGGGCAGCAGCCUCCCUCCUUACAAAGUCGGGAAUCUAAACUCCAAGCUUUUCCUCUCUGAGAUCACGAAAAGAGAGAAAAGCUUGAAAAGAACACUUGAAGCUCCCCUCACUCCUCCCUCGACCUUCCUGCAGUCUGUUCCUGCAUAUCCCAGCGGUCAGAGCUCCGCCUCCGGAGCAGAGAAACGGAAACAUUCCACUGCCUUCCCCGAGGGAAACGGGAGCGCCGGAAAAAACGCCGCUCUGGGUUUUAAAGACUCGUCCUCCUCUUCCUCUUCUUCUUCCUCAUCGUUAGCCAAGCAGCCCUACCUGGGCUCCGGCUCCGCCUCCGGAGAAGGCCAGUCCACCAAUCAGCAGCCUCUCGGCCCCUGUGGUCCGCCGCACAUCAGUGAGAGCGGCGGGACAGGAAGCGGCAGCGGCUCGUUGACCAACCACCAUUCAGGAUCCGUAUUCAGCUCCUCACACUUCACCCCAGGAGGCAGCAGCUCCUCGCACUCCUCCCAGCAGGCCGUGUUGCCUCAGUACGGCGGCCGCAAGAUCCUAGUGUGUACCAUGGAUAACUGCUACUGCUCCGGAGUGCCCUCGGUGUCGGGCCACCGCAGCCAUCCCCCAUACCCGCGCUCGGGUUCCUUCCCCUGGGUCAGCGCCCAGGACUACCCCCCUCCUCCCGGCCUGGCUUCUGGAGGUCCGUCCAUGCAGGGCCUGGCAGUGAGGGACUGGAUAGAUGCCUCACAGACGCACAGACAUGCAGAUUUCUACGGGCUGUACGGGCAGCCCUCUACAAAGCACUACGUCACCAGUUAACAGAGCAGACACACACACACCCACUCACACACACACCUGGAUAUAGAGACAGGCACCAGAAUAGCACACCUUUACCGUCUUAUUAACCAGAAAAUACGCAAUGCAGUUAUACUAUACACACGUUAAAAUAAAUGUUUAUAUCUGCACACACACGUACACACAUUCGGGGGCAGGGUUGAUCUCUGUGUUUUUAUUUUCUUCCUUUCUUGACUUUCUGUCAGUGUUUCAUGUAGUGUAUUAUACAUAAAAUGCAUAAAUGACAGCCAAUCGCUCACUCUGGCACAACUCAGCUCAGCAUUUUUACACUCGAACGAGAAACAAAAAGAGAGGCCUAAAGAGGAGAGGAUGAGAUGCAUCUUUUUAUAUAACAGAGUAGGAGACGGAUUGAUAGGAAAUGAACUUUUAUUAGAAAAUCUUCUCCUGCUUCUUCAAGGCUUCUCACCGAGGCUAAAGGAAAAUACCUUGCAGUGUUGAGCUUUCCAGUUCCAGUUCAUGUUUCUCUGAUAUAAUCACCUCUCCAGUUGUACUGAGGUCAAUUGCCUUAUGUUAUUAGCAUCUCAUUUUUCUCCGCAUAGCUGACUGUUUGAUAGAUCCUUUAGAGAGGGAUCGCGGUCCCCCUCGUGUCUCUUAAAAUUUUUUUAUCAUCAUGGCACUUCUUCCUUUCUUUGCUGAGUUCAGGGAUGGAUCGUACAGCUUGAACACAAAACGCUCUUCCAUGGAACACCCACAAUGCACUUGUGGACGCCUUGCUAUGCCUGGACUACAGAUGCUGAACCAACAUAGGGACGAUAGACCUGCAUUUGACCCCUAGUCCUCUGUGAUUUUCACAAUUGGGCCUGUAUUCCUAGCACUCGUUCCUGCUGCCACAGAAGGACAGAAAAUCUUACAAAGACUGUUUCCAUUUAGUGAUUACUGAUUUUGUGUUAUUUGGUACGUCUGUAGGCUUCACGCUUGUCUAGAAAAGACUCUUUGGCUGUAGAGAAAGAGACAAGACUGGACAGACCGAACCAAUCAAGCAUCUGGAUGAUCUGAUGAUACUGUUAUUGUACUUCCUGCAGGGCAAAGAUGUCACUUCUCUCAAUAAGCACACAAGCUCUUGGCUUCCUGUUUGCAGCUGAAAGCAUGCAAGGAAGAGUUUUUUUUUUUUUUUAAAGCACUCAAAAGGAGAACAAUGGGGGAAAAGAAACUGAUGCCGUUUUAAAAUGAGUGUAUGAAAGAAACGAAGGCUAGGAGGAACUUUUUUCAUGAACUUUUUCUAAAAAAAAACAAGACUGCGAGAUGUAAGCAAUGGUUCAUCAUCCUAAACAGGAGCUGUUACAACAGCCAACAUAAAGAGAAAAAACAAACAUAAAAGUAUCUUUUUUGUAAAUAUUUUGUGAAAUGGAAAAAUUACAGACGUGAUUUGGAGGAGGGUUCCAAAUAAACGAACAAAUUUAAACCGUC